Molecule: messenger RNA, 483 nt
Organism: Phacochoerus africanus (Common warthog)
Lineage: Eukaryota; Metazoa; Chordata; Mammalia; Artiodactyla; Suidae
Product: 60S acidic ribosomal protein P1-like
Exons: 2
Coding region: 1-483 (160 amino acids)
Biological process (GO): translational elongation; cytoplasmic translation
Cellular component (GO): ribosome; cytosolic large ribosomal subunit
Molecular function (GO): protein kinase activator activity; structural constituent of ribosome; ribonucleoprotein complex binding
Source: RefSeq, a predicted model, not a curated record
AUGGCCUCUGUCUCGGCGGUCGCCUGCAGCUCCUCUGCCCUCCUCCUGCAUGACGAUGAGGUGACCGUCACGGAGGAGGAGAUCAAGGCCCGCGUUAAAGCAGCAGGUGUGCAUGUUCAGCCAUUCUGGCCACGCGUGUUUGCAAAGGCUCUGGCCCGUGUCCACAUGGGGAGCCUCAUCUGCAAUGUGGGGGCUGGUGGCCCUGCCCCAGCAGCUGACACUGCACCAGCAGGAAGUCCUGCCCCAGCCCCCACUGCUGCCCCAGCUGAGGAGAAGAAAGUAGAAGCGAAGAAGGAAGAAUCUGAGGAGGCUGAUGAUGACAGGGGCUUUGGAGGGCUGUCUGGUGCCUGUGCACAUCCAAUAGCCAAGUUCCGCAUCUCUUUUCUCUCAAGUUCCCAGGGCAUGGCCAAUACUCAAAACAUCCAGUCUAUUCUCCAGUAUUCGGGCAACCACAUGGGUGUGCAGGCCUCUCCCACAAGCUGA